AUGUAUGGCUUUAUGGCUCGCCAGCUAUAUAUCCACAGUUUAGUUGAAAUCCCAAGCUACAAGAAGAGCUACCCUGGGAACUACACUGAUGAUUCAGAGAACUGGAGAUUGGUUGUUGUUUCCCACUUGCUCACCAAAUACAACCAUGACGUGACGGAUAUGAAUAUCUGCACCUCUGCGGCAAAGGGUGUGACACGCAGCAUUGAGAACAUGCUGAGGAGCACCAGACGCUUUCAAAAGUGGACAAGCUCAAAUUUGCUCACUCCCAACCUGGUGCAGGGGUUGUCCAGACCCAUGCUGCGAUGCCCUUCUCAGAGCCUCCUGGAUCGUAUAGUGCACUGUUACACUAAGGUGCUGGAUGAAGGAAGCAUUCUAAUGAAACAUUUCACAGACCACGAUAAACUGAGACUGCUUUACACACUCGCUGUCAAUCAACAUCCUAUAAUGCUACAGAACACCCUCAUUACUGGGCCCUUUGUAAGAUACUACAGGUCUUGUGGGAGAAUGAUGGUAUCAGUGAGUGCCAGUCCCAUCAGGCAGUUCUACAGCUCCUCCCCCUAG
Molecule: messenger RNA, 561 nt
Organism: Polyodon spathula (Mississippi paddlefish)
Lineage: Eukaryota; Metazoa; Chordata; Actinopteri; Acipenseriformes; Polyodontidae
Product: divergent protein kinase domain 2B-like
Exons: 4
Coding region: 1-561 (186 amino acids)
Source: RefSeq, a predicted model, not a curated record